CCCGCCCCUUCGCCGAUGUGCAGCCAAUCGGGAGGCGCGAAGCCCCAGGCCCGAACGCGCGGGCGGGGCAGGGUGGUGGCCAACCAAGGCGGGGACGCGGAGAGGGCCGGCCGGGGGCUGAGGGCCGCGCUGGGGGGAAUUGUGCCCGGCUGUGUGGAAGGAUUGCCACUGCGGCUGCCUCCACAGCGGGAAGAAGCGGCUCGUCCCCUGCCGCGCCGGGAUCGUACUCUCUGUUCCCGGCGCCGAACCGCCCUGUCUGAAUCCUCCUCCACCCUCCCAGAGUUGUGAGGCGGUGCCGGCGCGUGGGAGAGGCAGCCGCCGACGUGCGGAGGGCGAGCGGCGGCCAGGGCGGGGAGGGACGAGACUCGGAGCGCCAGGAGAAUGUGUGUGUGUCCCGGGCCCAGACGAAUUGGAAUCCCAGUCAGAAGUUCCAGCCUGCCGCUGUUUUCUGAUGCCAUGCCAGCACCAACUCAGCUGUUUUUUCCUCUGAUCCGUAACUGUGAACUGAGCAGAAUCUAUGGCACUGCGUGUUACUGCCACCACAAACAUCUCUGCUGUUCAUCUCCUUACGUUCCUCAGAGUCGCUUGAGAUAUACACCCCAUCCAGCAUAUGCUACCUUUUGCAGGCCGAAGGAGAACUGGUGGCAAUACACCCAGGGAAGGAGAUAUGCUUCCACACCACAGAAAUUUUAUCUCACACCUCCACAAGUCAACAGUAUCCUAAAAGCCAAUGAAUACAGUUUCAAAGUGCCAGAAUUUGAUGGCAAAAAUGUCAGUUCUGUCCUUGGAUUUGACAGCAAUCAACUACCUGCAAAUGCACCCAUUGAGGACCGGAGAAGUGCAGCAACCUGCUUGCAGACAAGAGGGAUGCUUUUAGGAGUUUUUGAUGGCCACGCAGGCUGUGCUUGCUCCCAAGCGGUCAGUGAACGACUCUUUUAUUAUAUUGCUGUCUCUUUGUUACCUCAUGAAACUUUGCUAGAAAUUGAAAAUGCAGUGGAGAGUGGUCGGGCAUUGCUACCCAUACUCCAAUGGCACAAGCACCCCAAUGAUUAUUUCAGUAAGGAGGCAUCCAAAUUGUACUUCAACAGUUUGAGGACUUACUGGCAAGAGCUUAUAGACCUCAACACUGGGGAGUCAGCUGAUAUUGAUGUUAAGGAGGCUCUAAUUAAUGCUUUCAAGAGGCUUGAUAAUGACAUCUCCUUGGAGGCUCAAGUUGGUGAUCCGAAUUCUUUCCUCAACUACCUGGUGCUUCGAGUGGCAUUUUCUGGGGCCACUGCUUGUGUGGCCCAUGUGGAUGGUGUUGACCUUCAUGUAGCCAAUACUGGUGAUAGCAGAGCCAUGCUGGGUGUGCAGGAAGAGGAUGGCUCUUGGUCAGCAGUCACUCUCUCUAAUGACCACAAUGCUCAAAAUGAAAGAGAACUGGAACGACUGAAAUUGGAACACCCAAAAAAUGAGGCCAAGAGUGUGGUGAAACAGGAUCGGCUGCUUGGCUUGCUGAUGCCUUUUAGGGCUUUUGGAGAUGUAAAGUUCAAAUGGAGCAUUGACCUUCAAAAGAGAGUGAUAGAAUCUGGCCCCGACCAGUUGAAUGACAAUGAAUAUACCAAGUUUAUCCCUCCUAAUUAUUACACACCUCCUUAUCUCACUGCUGAGCCAGAGGUAAUUUACCACCGAUUAAGGCCACAAGAUAAGUUUCUGGUGUUGGCUACUGAUGGGUUGUGGGAGACAAUGCACAGACAGGAUGUGGUUAGGAUUGUGGGUGAGUACCUCACAGGCAUGCACCGCCAACAGCCAAUAGCUGUUGGUGGCUACAAGGUGACUCUGGGGCAGAUGCAUGGCCUUUUAACAGAAAGAAGAGCCAAGAUGUCCUCGGUAUUCGAGGAUCAGAAUGCAGCAACCCAUCUUAUUCGCCAUGCUGUGGGCAACAACGAGUUUGGGACUGUUGAUCACGAGCGUCUCUCCAAAAUGCUGAGUCUUCCUGAAGAGCUUGCUCGGAUGUACAGAGAUGACAUUACAAUCAUUGUAGUUCAGUUCAAUUCUCAUGUUGUAGGGGCAUAUCAAAACCAGGAAUAAUGAGUGGAUCUUACCCUGGCAGUUCUCAAAUGAAAUAGGAUUAAAGGGCAGAUAGAUUUUUAAAAGAUACUAAAAUCUAAACAUUUCCAGUGGGUCAUUCUAAGCAUCUACCCAUUUGAUCUUCUAGCUAGUCAAGACCGUCAACUGACUUGGCAGCAGGGUGGUGGGAUCAUGAAUCUUGUUCUGUCUGGCUUGGAUCUCACAGCACCUGCACUUGAGGCUAGUCAGUUCCUUAUUGCAGAUGUCUUGUGACAUUGGCUUCUUGUAUCAGUCUGAGAAAAUCAGGAUGACCUGGCAAGUAGGAUCUUAAAUAGGCCAAAAGCAAGGACCUUGCUGGGCAUAUUCUCUUGGUAAAACGGAAGAAACAUUACUAUUCAUACCUGCAGGCCCCUUUCAUCACUAAGAUUUCAAUGUACAUGAGAACAUUUAUUUAUUGCAUGAUUUCCUAGAUAUACAAUCUAUGCGUUGUUUAUGUAAAUUUAUUUUAACCUGAAGUGGUUUUCAGAUCCUGUAGUUUAAGCCAUAAAUGACCGAGAACCAAGCAAUCUGCAUUCGUGUUCGUGAUUAUUUGGAAUGCUUUUGAAAUGGAAACACAAACUACUCCUUUCCCUACCUGAUUACCUAAUGUCAUUGAAACAUUUUCUAUUUUGCCACACACUUGAACACAAUAAAGGUUUUUAGUUUUAUCUACUCUUACGUUGAUGUUAAAUAAAGAAAAAAAUUUUUUAGUUUGUAUUAAUGAAAAGCUUUAUUUAAUUUGAAAUAAAAAGAAAUGUGUUCAACUAUUACCAUUGAUAGCCACCAGCACGUCACUCUUAUCGUGUAAUUCCCAAAGGCUUGGCGUGCUGUAAGUGUGUGGGGUAGACUGCUGCUGGGAAAUCAUUUCUAAUUUUGUAGUGAUAAUAAUUUUCAUCACUUGGCAUUUUAAGGAUGACAUAUAUAAAAUAAAUUUAUAUAUCAGUUUGGGGAAUAAGGUUUACCAUCUGUUGAGACGGGGGAGGAAGUUUUUGUUUUUUCUCCACGUAGACAGGUCAAUUAAAAUACUUGGUUUUAAAAUUACUAAAUGCUUUAAACAUAUUGUAGCUUAUAAGUAGAAAUGUUAAGAUAUGUACAUCAGAAAUUUUAAAAGGUAACUAUUUUGCAUGCCUGCUACUUAAUAGAACACUUAGUAGUAUCAAGUGUUAUUUGCAGCAGUCUCUAUAAUUAUAUGCAGUCCCUUCUAAUGCUGUUGUAUCAAAGUAAAUGAAGAUAUUCAAACUGGCUUUUUGGGAGCUUAUUUGAUAUGCAUCAAAUGGCAUUUUGUUCCUGUGUUAAAUGGUGAUCUGUGUACAGCUGUGCAUAUAUUUUUAUCACUUAUUCUAGCGUCACUUAAAAGAAUGGCUAUGACUAUGUUUGAUAUUCAUAUAAAUUUUAAUGUAAAACAUGAUCAGCUUCCCUUUGUAUAAUUAGUUGAGGGUUGUUUCUGUAGCAUAUGAACUAGAUGUUCAAGGACUCCCUUUGGACUGUGGACACUACAGCAAUUUAGAACUGACUGCAAAACUUGUUCCGGUUGAAAAAUAGGCUCAGGAAGAUUGUAGCUCAGAACAUCAGAUAAUGAAUGGUUGUUUUCUGAGGUCUUCCCCACUACCUUUUUUUUUUGUCAGCUUGGAACUUUAAUUCCAGGCAGCAUUUUGGAGGGGAAAAAGGCUGUACUAUAUAUUGAUUUCUAAAUGUUUUGGCAGAGACUUCUUUUAAUGAAAUACACGUAGACUGUAGUAGCAAUUAAAACCCAUUUUAAGACUACUAUAUGAAUUUAUCUUGAACACCACCACUGAAGAGUUCUAUGAUAUAUAUAUAUAUAUAUAUAUAUAUA
Messenger RNA from Rhinolophus ferrumequinum (greater horseshoe bat), 3922 nucleotides. It is a transcript of the gene PDP1, whose product is annotated as pyruvate dehydrogenase phosphatase catalytic subunit 1. The coding region runs from base 382 to 2070 and encodes 562 amino acids. The record is from RefSeq and is a predicted model, not a curated record. Gene Ontology annotation, molecular function: protein serine/threonine phosphatase activity; cation binding. NCBI's taxonomy places the organism in Eukaryota, Metazoa, Chordata, Mammalia, Chiroptera, Rhinolophidae. Gene Ontology annotation, biological process: protein dephosphorylation. The transcript is spliced from 3 exons.